Messenger RNA from Copidosoma floridanum, 1068 nucleotides. RefSeq lists its product as uncharacterized. Gene Ontology annotation, molecular function: L-malate dehydrogenase (NAD+) activity. The record is from RefSeq and is a predicted model, not a curated record. Gene Ontology annotation, cellular component: cytoplasm; mitochondrion. Lineage: Eukaryota; Metazoa; Arthropoda; Insecta; Hymenoptera; Encyrtidae. Gene Ontology annotation, biological process: tricarboxylic acid cycle.
AUGGUUUGGCUGGCGCGCCGAUGGAAGACCAUUGAGCGCUGGCGGAGACGAGGCUGGCACGAAAACGUUGCCUGCAGCCGUCUCUGGUGCGGUAGCAAUAUUGGCAUCAGCACGAGUUCUGGGAGCCUCAUGAAAGUUGCGAUCGUUGGCGCCAACUCCAAAACGGGUAGAAGCCUGACGCUUUGCCUGAAGCAGUCGGGCUUGAUCGAUGAGCUAGCGGUGUACGACGCGAGGCCGAUCCGGGGCUUGCUCCACGAGUUGAGCCAUACGGGGCGUUGCAGGAACGCGCGACACGACAAUGCAGGAAACAACAGACAAUACCUCGAGCGAGCCCUCCGCGACGCCAAGGUGCUUUUACUUGCGAGCAGCCGUCCUAGGCUCAACGACGAGGUUGCCGAUCUGCGCCAGCUCGUACCCAAUAUCGCCAAGUACUGUCCCAAGGCAUUGGUGGCAGUGGUGUCCCCCUCGGUGAACUGCUUGGUGCCGAUGCUCGUCGAACUUUACAAAAAUACGGGAGGCUUGCUUGACGAGAGACGGCUCUUUGGGGUCCUUAGCCUGUACUCGGUUCGAGCCAACAGUCUCGCCGCCGAAACCCUCGGCGUCGCCCCGGAGUUCGUCUCGGUGCCCGUGAUCGGUGGUGCCUGCUCCAAGAGCUGCGUGCCCCUUUUUUCUCGGACUCGGCCGUGCGCUGACUUUACACCCGAGGAGCUGAGCAAGCUGAUGCACGCGAUGAGAAACUCGGACAAUCUGGUCAAGAGUAGUGCAGCUUACGAGGAGAACGGCGACGGCUCGACCGACUCCUCAGCUUGGUGCCUUGGCUUCGCAGCCGCCAGAUUUUCCAUCUCGCUGUGCAAAGCGUUGCGGGACGAGCAGGGGAUCGAGGAGUGUGCCUACGUCCGCUCGUGCCUGCUGCCGGAAAUCAAGUACUGCGGGGAGCGGCUGGUUCUCGGGCCCUCCGGAAUCCAGAAGCGCUUGGGCGUGCCACGGCUCACCAGUCAGGAGUGCACCGCGCUCUACGAGGCCAUUCCUGAAAUUCAAAAAAAUAUCGCGCUCGGCGAGGUAAGAUGA